Molecule: messenger RNA, 1548 nt
Organism: Taeniopygia guttata (zebra finch)
Lineage: Eukaryota; Metazoa; Chordata; Aves; Passeriformes; Estrildidae
Gene: BORCS7
Product: Bprotein-1 related complex subunit 7
Cellular component (GO): BORC complex
Source: RefSeq, a predicted model, not a curated record
CGGCUCCCGGGAGUAGGCGGGGCAGGGCGCGGGCGGAGUAAGAUGGCGGCGGGGGGCGCGGCGGAUGCCCAGGCGCGCUUUGGCCACUCGGUGAAGGGGCUCCUGACCGAGAAGGUGACGAGCUGCGGCACCGACGUGAUCGCUCUCACCAAGCAGGUGCUGAAGGGCUCCCGUAGCGCCGAGCUCCUGGGUCAAGCUGCGAGAAACAUGGUGAUGCAAGAAGAUGCCAUCUUGCACUCGGAAGAUAGUUUAAGAAAAAUGGCCAUAAUAACUACUCAUCUACAGUACCAGCAAGAAGCAAUUCAAAAGAACGUGGAGCGCUCGUCAAACCUUCAGGACCAGCUGACUCACUUGCUGAAAUGAAGGGGAGCUGAAGGCUCGAGGAAAUCUCAACCAGCACUGAGGGAGUGAAGUGUUCUCCCCCAUUCCAGCCCCUGGAGCUCAGAACUCUGUCUGGAGGGUGCUGGAUGUCAGCUGGGAUAUGUGCAGGGUCUGUGCUUCUGGGCACAUGGCCCCCUCUCGUGUGCCUGCAUCCACACCUCUGCUCCAGAAUGCUCACCUGCACACCCGCACCUGGCUGAAACAAACUUCCCUGAAACUUUGCUCUUCCCAAUAAUUCCUGUGUCUGCUUACUUCCAAUGUAGUAUGAAGUGCUCAGACCACCCCAGCACCCUUGGCAAGAAAUGCAGAGUUGAGGCAUGGCAUUUAAAUGAAGGUGCCUGCAGUUUGCCACUGGUCUGUAUUUAGCCACAGAGGUGGCACAGAGUGCAGUUUAUUUAGGGCAUUUUAAUCAGUGUGAGUUGCAAGUGCCUGGGUGGAUGAAAGGUGCUUCAGUGUAGGCUGAGCUGGGACUGUAGGCCAGUCCCAGCACAGAAUUUCUGAAGCCAGAAUCUAAGCACACACAUCUGCCAGUGGCCUAGCUGGACGUGGUUUGGCCAUCAUCCUCCUCAGAGGUUAUCUUAUUUUCCCCUCUGCCAGAGUUUGGAACAUCAUUCCUUUGCCAGCCCAUAUGUGCUGCAUUUGGCCUUCAACUGCAUUCCUUUUCCUGGGCUGCUGCUCCAGCUUUUGAUGAAGCAGCCUUGGCUGUGGUGUGUGUUUGUAUCUGGUUGGGAAGGUAUCCAAAGUCCUGUCUGGGAAGCAGGCAAAGAGAGCAUCAGGAGCUGGUGUGCUCAGUUCUACACUGCUCUGUUGUAGACUAUUGAGCUGCUCACAUCCAGAACCAGCUAUAAAUACUGUGUCUUGCUUUUGGUAAGUCACUUAUCUAGAGCACUUGGAGUGCACGGGAAGCACUUGUUUCCCUGAGUGAGCUUUUCACCAGCUGAUAGGAGCAGGCAGGCUGAGAGCUGACAAAGGCCUGCCACAUUCCUGUUGGAAUGCUGCUGGAGUCUGGCUCCUGUGCUGCAGAGCCUUCUCAGACUAGAUUUCACCAUUCCUGCCAGUAUUUUUGCCUUGGGUGACAUUCUGACCCCAGCUUUGCAGGUGCAGUUUGCUAAUGAGAGUUUUCCCUGCGACUUGCUGGGAAUAAAAGCUGUCCUGAACACCACCAAA